This is a messenger RNA of Elaeis guineensis (African oil palm), 972 nucleotides long. The record is from RefSeq and is a predicted model, not a curated record. Lineage: Eukaryota; Viridiplantae; Streptophyta; Magnoliopsida; Arecales; Arecaceae.
CUCCUUGCUUUCUCACCAUCCCCUCUCCAAUGCUCUCAUCUCUCCUCUUUAGGAAGAAGAGAGACACCACCACCACCACCACUACCUUGAUGCUGUCCCCCGCCAUCACCACUGAGCCUCUGGGCCUCAAGACGAUCGCCGUCGGAAGCCUCGACAACCCGCGACCACCGAAUUGCGUCAAGCGAAGCUUCGUAGCCUCUCCGUCUCCUUCAUCAUCCCCUUCGUCGUCAAGCAGCGAUAGACCUGAAGAUAAGGUGGCGGAGGAGGAGGAGGAGGACGAGGAGGUUGAUGACGUCGAGAACGAAGAAGAUGAUGAGAGGGAUGCAUGCUGGGCCACGUACGGGAAGCGGGGCCACCGCCUUCGCCGGUUCCCGCCACCCAUCCCGUUGCUCGCGAGGACCGCCAACUUGUCGUGCCACAUGCCAUGGGUCCUGAAGCGCACCUACAAGGAAGACGGAAGCCUCGUGCUCAAAGAGGUCAGAGUCAAGCACCAUGAGUACUUCCGCGCUUGCCGAGAGAACGGCCGGCUCACGCUGCAACUCGUCGAAUUGGAUGACGACUCCCCCUUGUUCAUGUCAUGGCCGAAACGCGUGGAGGGGAUCAACAGGGUGAGAGAGUCGGACGAAGAUUGCCAACCAUCAGCAUCGCUGCAAUCCUCCAUGUUAUCAUCAUCACCAUCAUCAUAUCUUCAAGCUACGAGUCCAAACAUCAUGGAAGCCAAAUUGCAGAAGAUUAAGGAUGGGAUUAGAGUAAGGGACGUGGAUGUGCCGAGAGUGCAGCCGAGGUUUGAGAUGCCAUCUAUGAUGAUGAUAUCUCCUUCAAUGCCUGAGCCGGUGCAUGCCUGAGCUUGUGCGUGGAAUGGAGCGUAUGGAGACCGCUGCGCACCAGAUGCCGAUAAGUAGUGUGAGAAUGGUUCAUGGCCGGAGUGUAAUUUUGAAGGAUUAAAUCCUUGAGAUUUGAUUUGGUGUACUU